Messenger RNA from Hippocampus comes (tiger tail seahorse), 603 nucleotides. RefSeq names its product proline-rich protein PRCC-like. Bases 127 to 549 code for a protein of 140 amino acids. The transcript has 5 exons. The record is from RefSeq and is a predicted model, not a curated record. NCBI's taxonomy places the organism in Eukaryota, Metazoa, Chordata, Actinopteri, Syngnathiformes, Syngnathidae. Gene Ontology annotation, cellular component: nucleus.
CCCGCGCCGCUUCCUCCGCCGCCCCCCGGUGACGAGCUGGGUCAGUCGGAUGCCCCCCUCGACUUUGGGGCAGGGCACGAGGCGGCUGCCGCGUGGGGGGGCCAGUAUCCACACUAUCAGCGGCCCAUGGCGGGACCAGAGUCUUGUCCUGAGGGAUACGAUGGCAACGCAGCUUAUUACCAAGAUCCAAAACCCGGCUUGCCCGAAGACGAAGAAGCCGGUAACUCGGCCAUGUUUGAUGAUGAAGCGUUCAUGCGGCUUCAGGGCAAAAGGAACCGAGGGAAAGAGGAAGUGAAGUUCCUGGAAAUUAAGGGCGACGACCAGCUGAGUGGCCACCAACAGUGGAUCACCAAAAGCAUGUCGGAGGAGAAGCAGACCCGCGGGUCUUUCAGCAAGAAAAGGGGAGGAAUGCCCACAGGACAACAGAGGCGCAAGCACCAGAUUACAUAUCUCAUCCACCAGGCGAAGGAACGUGAGCUGGAGCUGAAGAACAGCUGGGCAGAAAACCGGAUGACCCGCCGGCAGACCCGGGCCAAAUACGGCUUCUAAGCACCAUGCCCUUUGGGAGUCUGGCAUGAAGGAGACCGGCGCUUUCUGUAGAUU